AUGAGACCGGGACCACGAAGGAGAACACCAGUCCAAAUGAGCCGUCCAGGCACAUUCACCUCCAUCUCCAGCAUCGUCAUCACCAUCAUGUUCUCCUUUUUCAUCAUCAUCGCCUCUUGCACCCCCCUCGUCCAUUCUCUUCCGAUCAUCACAACCACAACUAGCAACAGCAUCUCCGACACCAAUUUCAAGUCACCAUCUGCACAACCGGGUCCGGGUCCUGGUCUGCGCCGCCACGAACUUGAACAACACGGCAUCGUCGUCGUCGCUCGGGACUCAAUCACAUCAAGCUCGUCAUUAUCAUCAUCGUCGUUCUGCUCAUUCAAAACAUGGGACAAUAGUCCCGAAUUCCGCUUAUUUACAACCAGUCUGGUCCUACUGGUCGUCGGCGUCCAUUUCGGUCUCUGUGCCGGACGGGUGUGUAUUAAGAAGAGACGUCGUGCGCGACAGGCCAAUUUCAAGUGUUCUGAAUGCCAGCGUCGUCCCAGAUGA
This is a messenger RNA of Exophiala dermatitidis NIH/UT8656, 492 nucleotides long. RefSeq lists its product as uncharacterized. NCBI's taxonomy places the organism in Eukaryota, Fungi, Ascomycota, Eurotiomycetes, Chaetothyriales, Herpotrichiellaceae. The record is from RefSeq and is a predicted model, not a curated record. The coding region runs from base 1 to 492 and encodes 163 amino acids. The transcript has a single exon.